Messenger RNA from Coffea arabica (coffee), 1649 nucleotides. Its product is annotated as 7-deoxyloganetin glucosyltransferase-like. The record is from RefSeq and is a predicted model, not a curated record. Gene Ontology annotation, molecular function: quercetin 3-O-glucosyltransferase activity; quercetin 7-O-glucosyltransferase activity. NCBI's taxonomy places the organism in Eukaryota, Viridiplantae, Streptophyta, Magnoliopsida, Gentianales, Rubiaceae.
CAAUUUUCACAAAUUGCUCCGGCCGCUAUAAAUUUGGAUAGAUAGCCGCGGGCUUAAGCUUAAGCAUCACAACUCAUUCCAACAACAAAAGAAAGUGAAGGGGAAAAAAAACACAAGCAAUGGUUUCCAUUUCGCUGCCAGAAAAGCCUCAUGCUGUUUGUAUUCCAUAUCCAGCACAGGGUCACAUAAACCCUAUGCUGAAACUAGCCAAGCUCCUUCAUCAUAAAGGGUUUCAUAUAACCUUUGUUAACACAGAAUUCAACCACAAACGUUUGCUAAAGUCUAGAGGUCCUGAUGCCCUCAAUGGCUUGCCUGAUUUCCAAUUUAAAGCCAUUCCUGAUGGGCUUCCUCCUUCUGAUGUUGAUGCCACCCAAGACGUCCCCUCCCUUUGUGAAUCCACCACUACUCAUUGCUUAGGUCCAUUUAGAGAUCUCCUUGCAGAACUUAAUGAUCCCUCUUCAUCACAAGUGCCCCCUGUUUCUUGCAUAGUUUCUGAUGGAGCCAUGAGCUUUACUCUUGAAGCUGCCGCAGAACUAGGCGUCCCAGAAAUAUUGUUUUGGACUCCUAGUGCAUGUGGAUUCUUGGGUUAUAUGCACUAUGCUGAGCUCAUAGAAAAGGGUCUCAUACCACUCAAAGAUGCAAGUUAUUUGUCAAAUGGAUACCUUGAGCAAGCUUUGGAUUGGAUUCCCGGGAUGAAAGAUAUACGUCUGAGAGAUCUUCCAAGUUUCUUAAGAACUACAAAUCCGGAUGACUACAUUGUAAAGUUCGUACUGCAAGAGACUGAGAGAGCCAAGAAGGCUUUAGCUAUUAUUUUGAACACAUUUGAGGAGCUGGAAGAGGAUGUUAUAAAUGCUCUGUCUGCCAUCCUUCCUCCCAUCUACGCCAUUGGGCCUCUACAGCUUCUCCAGAAAGAGGUAAAAGAUGAGAGGUUAUCAGUUGUGGGGUCAAAUCUUUGGAAAGAAGAGCCCGAGUGCCUAGAAUGGCUUGAUUCAAAGGAUCCCAAUUCUGUUGUCUAUGUAAACUUUGGAAGCGUCACUGUUAUGACUCCUGACCAGCUUGUGGAGUUUGCAUGGGGACUUGCAAAUAGUAAACAAACAUUUUUGUGGAUCAUUAGGCCUGAUCUUGUCUCUGGCGCCUCUGCAAUUCUUCCUCCUGAAUUUUUGGAGGAAACUAAAGAUAGAGGCCUACUAGCAAGCUGGUGCCCUCAGGAACAAGUUCUCAGCCAUCCUGCCAUUGGAGGAUUCUUAACUCAUAGCGGAUGGAAUUCAACUCUCGAGAGUAUCUGUAGUGGGGUGCCCAUGAUUUGUUGGCCGUUUUUCGCCGAACAACAAACCAAUUGCUGGUUCUGCUGCACCAAGUGGGGCAAUGGAUUGGAGAUAGACAAUAAUGUUAAGAGGGACGAAGUUGAGAGCCUUGUGACUGAGUUGAUGGUUAGAGAAAAGGGAAAGGACAUGAAGAAAAAAGCCUUGGAGUGGAAGAACAAGGCUGAAGAAGCAGCUAAAAGUUCGGGUGGUUCUUCUUACUCGAAUCUGGAUAAGGUGGUUCAAGUGCUUCUCACCAAGUAAAAUCAGAAUAGCAUAUUUAUGUAAUGAAUUUCUUUCAAUUCUAUAAAUAAAUUAUCUCUAUUUACGGAGGUUACAAUCCUUCAA